Candoia aspera is the source of this 3708-nucleotide messenger RNA. RefSeq names its product transcription termination factor 2 (gene TTF2). Gene Ontology annotation, cellular component: nucleus. Gene Ontology annotation, biological process: DNA repair. NCBI's taxonomy places the organism in Eukaryota, Metazoa, Chordata, Lepidosauria, Squamata, Candoiidae. The transcript is spliced from 23 exons. The record is from RefSeq and is a predicted model, not a curated record. The coding region runs from base 120 to 3620 and encodes 1166 amino acids. Gene Ontology annotation, molecular function: ATP-dependent chromatin remodeler activity; ATP binding; zinc ion binding.
CAGCUUCGGAAGCCAUGUGGGCCAGGCGGGUCCCGGGCAUGGCAGGACUCCUCCCCUUUUCUCCCUCUAGGAUUCGAGUGCUGUGAAAGGAAUCUCGAGAGAGAUUUAGAGAUUGAACUAUGGAGAAAGUGCUGUGCUCCGCUCACGGGUUCCCCUGUUUUUUGAAAACUGGAAACCGAGAUGGCCCAAAUAAAGGCAAAAGCCUUUAUAUGUGUGGAGUCCAAAAUCAGCCAUGUGGCUUUGUGCUCCCCACCGAUCUUUCCCCUUCUCAUUGCUUGGUGCAUGAAGAAUAUACAGUGGAGCUGCAAGUUCUGAUUAAGCAACCAAAGACAGACCUGUACCGAUUGUUUUAUCAAUGCAAUAAAGGUAAAGCAGAAGGGAAGAACAUGUGUGGAAAUGUCCCCUGGAAGGAUUCAAAUACCACUGUACUGCCAGCUAAUCCACAGUCUCAGCGCACUUUGGAAUUGCUGCAUGAUCAUAGAAAUCAAAGAAACCCAUUUAAAGUUUCAAACAGUAGUCACAAGGCAUUUUCUUUCGAACAAAUGGAUGACAGUGGAGACAGAAAUUCAGUAGAAAAAGAAAAUCAGAAAAGAGAUGUCCAGAACUCUGAUGAAGAACACCAGCCCAACUUCCAGGCUCAGUCUGUCAAGAAAGAAUUUUCAUCAGCCAUGCACAUAAAAAACAAAGAUUUUGGAGACAGAUUUGAAAGUUCAUCUAGGGAAGAAGCAAAAACUCAAAUAAAACCGAAUGAACCUCAGACUGAAAUAGAAAAAAUAACAUUGGAUAGACACAAAAGUAAUUCUAGCAAAAGGUUGGAGAUUCCAUCUAGCCACAUGCAAAAGAACUCAUCUUUGAGAUUUAUUGAAGGUGAUUUGCAGAAAAACGGAAAGCCAAAACAAUCAUUGUCAAGCUUGAAUUGCCACACAUCAAGCAUAAAACCUAUUAAUGGAGAGCAACUUGGAAAAGAAGAACCAGAAACUUGUAGAAGCAAAAUAGUAACAAUGAAAAAAAGUGGCAACUGGAAAACAGAAGAAAAGACACUGAUACCCACAGAGUUUGUGACUCUUCAGGAACCAAGAAGUUUGUCAGUAGAACAUGCUGGAGACAAUACAGAAAAAACACCAAUACUAUUACUGAUGGGGAAAGCUCCAAAAGAGCAAAGGUGUACAGAGAAACAUUUGGACAGUGAUAAACAAGAAAGAUUUGUGUCAUUCAAAUCACCUAUUGGGCAGGCAGUUGAUUCCCAGCAAGGAAAGGAUUGCAGUCAGAAGAAUUUGCCUGACGUUCAGAAUUUGUCUGAAGUGGCCUCUUUGCAGAUCGCUGACAGUGUGGAUUACAAAGCUCUUCACAGCAAACUUGCAGCUCAGCUGAAGCAGAAGCAGAGGACUUUGAAAGCAGUGAAUGUCCAAGCUCUCCCAGAUAAGGGUGAACGAUUAUUAAAGCAAGUGCAGGAGUUAGAAGCUGCACUUAGCUCUUGUAACCUGGAAGCAGAAGAAAGUGUGAAGGAAGCCAGUUUUUGCAGAACAGAUGUGAGGCGUGAGAAGAUACAGCCUGAUCUGUUAACUAAGGUCAGCCUGGUGCAGCCAGGUCUUGCCACAGGGAAAGAGCCACAGCUAUUCCAGAAGGAUCCUGUGCUUAGUUCUUUUGAACUCCAUCCUCCAUUGGGAUCUGAUGAUUCCAACAGGCAGGCUCUUUAUGGAGGCGGAAUGACUGAUGAUCAUCAUCAGGCAGUACAAAAUGCCACAAGCGAUGCAAUUAGUCAGCUCCAUAAAUCUCUUGAAUCUUGCCCCACAGAGAGGACCAUAAAUGAAGAUCCACCUGGAUUGAAGAUCGCUCUGCUGCUGCAUCAAAAGCAAGCCCUUAGUUGGCUUUUGUGGAGGGAGACUCAGAAACCAUGUGGAGGAAUUCUAGCGGAUGAUAUGGGUUUAGGGAAGACUUUAACAAUGAUUGCUCUCAUCCUGGCCCAGAAAUGCAUACAAAAAGAAAAAGGGAAAGAGAAGAAAUUAGAGCUUUGGAUGUCAAAACAAGAUUCUAUUGAUACCUGUUCAUACGGCACCCUGAUUGUCUGCCCUGCAUCUCUGAUUCAUCACUGGAAAAAGGAAGUGGAAAAACACGUAAAACAUGGCAAACUGAAAGUGUGCUUAUACCAUGGACCUAGCCGAAUUAAGAAUACUAGUAUUCUUUCUCAAUAUGAGAUUGUUAUCACUACUUACAGUAUUCUAGCCAAGGAAAUUCCUACACAAAAAGAACAAAUAGGUGUUGCUGAAGAUCGUCUAGUACAGGAUAAAUCAUUCCCCUUCUCUCCUCUUGCUUGGAUACACUGGGCUCGAAUUAUACUGGAUGAAGCCCACAAUAUCAAAAACCCCAAAGUGCAGGCCUCGGAAGCUGCCUGUAAACUGAAAGCUACUGCCAGAUGGGCUGUCACUGGAACACCUAUUCAGAACAACCUCUUGGAUAUGUACUCUCUGCUUAGGUUCCUUCGUUGUUCUCCUUUUGAUGAGUUUAAAGUAUGGAAGAGCCAAGUGGAUAAUAAUACAAGAAAAGGAGGAGAGAGAUUGAUGAUUUUAAUCAGGUGUCUUUUACUACGAAGAACUAAAGACCAGCUUGAUUCAUCUGGCAAGCCUUUAGUGUCUCUGCCUCAGCGUUGUGUUCAGGUGCAUAGGUUGAAACUCUCUGAAGAUGAACAGUCAGUAUAUGAUGUGCUUUUCAAACGAUCAAGAUCAACAUUGCAGUCAUUUCUCAAGCGCCAGGAAACUCCAUAUACAGGCUAUUCUGGAGACAACCCAUUUAAUAUGAGAGCACAGCAGUUUAAAGUGUGUCAGCAGGAUUCCUCGGGAAAUAUGGUGAAAGAUAGCCCUCCCAUCUCCACCACCAUUCACAUCUUGUCCCUCUUGCUGAGGCUUCGUCAGUGCUGCUGCCAUCUUUCUUUGCUGAAAGUGGCUCUUGACCAGGCUAACAUGAAUAGCGAAGGCAUCUCUCUCUCUCUGGAGGAACACCUCAGUGCUUUGACUCUGUCUGAACCUGAUAGUAGUAAUCCAUGCCCAGUGGUGAAUCUCUUUGGUACAGCUUUUGCUGCUGAUCUUUUUGAAAUGACCAGGCAGAGCACCAAGAUUUUUCAUCUCUUAGAAGAACUGAAGGGAAUUCAAGAUCAUUCUCAAAAAUGUGUUGUUGUAUCUCAGUGGACAAGUAUGCUAAAAAUUGUGGCAAUACAUCUUGACAAGCUUGGCCUGAAGUAUGCCACAGUAGAUGGUUCAGUGAACCCGAAACAGAGGAUGGAUGUAGUUGAAGAAUUCAACAGUAAUCCUCAAGGAACAAAGGUGAUGCUGAUUUCACUUCUGGCUGGAGGUGUUGGCCUUAAUCUGGUUGGAGGAAACCAUCUCUUCCUUCUAGACAUGCACUGGAAUCCAACACUAGAAGAUCAAGCCUGUGACCGCAUUUACCGGGUGGGGCAGCAGAAGGAUGUUAAGAUCCACAGGUUUGUUUGUGAAGGGACUGUGGAAGAAAAGAUCUCAGAGCUGCAAACUAAGAAAAAAGAAUUAGCGCAGAAAGUGUUGUCAGGAAAAGGAGAUUCCUUCACCAAGCUCACUCUGGCUGAUCUCAGAGUUUUGUUUGGCAUUUAGCUGUUUAUUUUUUAUUUCCCCCAAUACACAGAACAAGUGUGCUUUUGAAAAGUUCACUAUUCUAUAUUAAUAAAACAACUGAAUAAUA